CUAUACUCGUUGCAGACCCGGCGUUCUGGUAACUAACCUAUCACCUGUGACACGGCACCUUGGCUUUAAGUACUUCGAACUGUCGGAUCUCGGUCAUCAACUAGCAAUAUCAAAGCCAUGUCACGAUCUCGGGUCAGUCCUGGCGUGGCCUACCUCACUCGUGGUUUGCUUUCUGUCAUUUUUCCGACUGCUUCUUCCGUCAUCAUUGUAGGACGUCUGGCCUGUCUGCAAGGCUUUCCAGUCUCCCCAUGGCUAUUGUCGGUGGUGGUUUUGGGUGCAGCGCCUCUGGGGCUUGCAACUUAUAUUUUCGUGGAUGUGAUAUCGCAGCGACGAAAGGCCACUCGACUCGAUGCCAGACUCGUUCCUCGUAUCCAGGGCAGAUGGCCUGGAAAUCUGGACAAGUUAGUGAACACGAUCCAGAGGUUUAAGGUCGAAUACCUUGGACAACCUGUGCUGGACGAGAUGAAGGAACUCGGGCCGACUUUGAAUUAUCGGUGCUUAUGGGAGGACUACAUCGUGACCACGGAGCCCCAGCACGUAAAGACGAUUCUCGCAACCGAUUUUCAUAACUACGUGAAAGGUGCAAAGUUCAGAGAAGCAGCAGACUCCGUCCUUGGAACGGGUGUAUUUAACUCGGAUGGUGAAACAUGGAAGUUUCACCGAACCAUGACACGACCUUUCUUCAGCCAUGAUCGGAUAAGCCACUUUGAGAUAUUUGACCGUCAUGCGAAUCGUGCUAUCGCCUUGGCGAAGGACCGUUCCAGAAUGGACAUGGCAAUCGACUUCCAAGAUCUCAUCUCGAGAUUUACACUCGACUCUGCAUCGGAGUUCCUGUUUGGACAUUGCACCGAUUCACUUUCCGUCGAACUUCCUUUCCCCGAUAACACGCUAGAAUCCACAAAUACCAAGGGUCGGGGAGACACUGCUGCAGCCUUCGCAGAUGCUGUCUCUCAAGCUGAGCAUGCAAUCAGUCGUCGUGUUAUUAUUGGGGCGGUCUGGCCAAUGACUGAGAUUUUUGCUGACAGCACCGCACAACAUAUGAAAGUGGUCGACGAAUUUUUAGAUCCGAUCCUCGAAGCCGCUCUGACGAGGCAUAGCACGGCUGCUAAAUUAGACGCAAAUGAAAUUACGGAAGACCAAACCUUUUUGGACCAUCUGAUAAAGCUGACGUCGGACUUCAAAGUCAUCAAAGAUGAAACGUUGAACAUAUUACUGGCAGGAAGAGAUACAACAGCCUCGACAUUGACUUCGGCUAUUUAUUUACUUGCAAUGCAUCCAGAGAUCCUCUCUCGACUUAGGGAGGAAAUAAUAUCGAAGGUUGGGCUGACUCGCAUGCCUACAUAUGGGGAUAUCAAAGAGAUGAAGUACAUCCAGGCCGUUCUCAAUGAAACGAUGCGCCUUUUCCCUGCCCUCCCCUUUGAUGUGAGGGAAGCCGUACAUGACACUACAUGGACAUCCCCCGAACCUGGGAAGAAGCCUCUGUUUGUUCCAGGGGGUGUCGUGGUCAUAUAUUCAGUGUUCCUUAUGCAUAGGAGAACAGAUCUAUGGGGACCAGACGCGUUGGAAUUUGAUCCGGAUAGAUGGCUCGACGAGCGCCUGCAGAAAUAUCUUACUAAUCCCUUUAUUUUCCUCCCAUUUAACGCGGGACCGAGGAUUUGCUUAGGGAAAAAAUUUGCUUACAACCAAAUGUCGUUCAUGCUUAUUCGUUUGCUGCAAAAUUUUUCUGCGAUUGCAUUAUCCCCCGAGCCUGCAAUGUGCCCACCUGCGUGGUGGGCUGAGAAAGACGGUCGACAGGCCAUCGAGCGGUUCAAGCCGAGAUUCCACGUGAUGCUUUAUGCUGAGGCAAGUCUCUCUCUGACAUACUUUGCAGUCAUCUAA
This is a messenger RNA of Suillus discolor, 1878 nucleotides long. Its product is annotated as cytochrome P450. The record is from RefSeq and is a predicted model, not a curated record. The coding region runs from base 118 to 1878 and encodes 586 amino acids. Lineage: Eukaryota; Fungi; Basidiomycota; Agaricomycetes; Boletales; Suillaceae. Gene Ontology annotation, molecular function: oxidoreductase activity, acting on paired donors, with incorporation or reduction of molecular oxygen; iron ion binding; monooxygenase activity. The transcript is spliced from 15 exons.